Molecule: messenger RNA, 600 nt
Organism: Ambispora leptoticha
Lineage: Eukaryota; Fungi; Glomeromycota; Glomeromycetes; Archaeosporales; Ambisporaceae
Source: the annotation of a GenBank genome assembly
AUGUCAGAAAGCGGCAUUUCAACCAAUACAACAUCGCACCAAAAACAGUCCCGGCAAUGCCAAGAAGGACCGCGUGCGAAAAAACUUGGGACUCUUUUGGAUAAAUGUCUCUCAGAAACCUUGAAAGCUUACAGCUACGAAAAAUUAUCUUCAUGUUUCCCCACACUUGCUAAAAAUGAAACUGAAGCUGAGGAUUUUAAAAAUGCACAUGAAGAAGAAGAAUUUGCGAAUAUUCUAAGUGAACGUUGUGUAAUAGAAAAAUUAAAUGACUUAGACACGUUAAUUGAAAAAGCGAAACAACGCACUACUCGCGCGCAGAAUAAUAGACCUAGCCAGGAUAAUGCCAGUCACGAAGCUCUCUUCCGAGCAAAAACCACGCCAUUAAAAAAAAAAGAAUUGGAACGUUUGCAAGAAGAAUUAAUGCAGAUUCGACAAGAGAACAAUAAAUAUUAUUUCAUACUUGCUGACAAUCUGGAGAAAAUAAAAGCUCAGUCUAAACUCACGCAGGAGAUCACGAGCGGAUUCACUAAGGCUGUCGAGCUUGCAUCUCAAAUGCCAGUGGGCGAAAUGGAAGAGGUGAUAAAUACAAUCAUCAAAUGA